Messenger RNA from Dissoconium aciculare CBS 342.82, 548 nucleotides. RefSeq lists its product as uncharacterized. The transcript has a single exon. The record is from RefSeq and is a predicted model, not a curated record. NCBI's taxonomy places the organism in Eukaryota, Fungi, Ascomycota, Dothideomycetes, Mycosphaerellales, Dissoconiaceae. Bases 112 to 477 code for a protein of 121 amino acids.
CGGUGUUUCCCCCUCCACGGGAAGAAAAACAUAGAAGGUGAGACAUGUCCGAGGUGCGGCUAAAUUUUCCAGCACGGUCGGUAUAGAUGUGAACAAAGCAUCACAAGGCAAAUGACCGACCGACCAGCUAUCAUCAUCAUCAUCAUUAUUGUUGGACCCUGUGUCGAAAGACAGCAGCAGCAGAGUGGAAAAGAAAAGCAACCCAGUAAUGAUGAUAAACACCUACCCACCUGCCUGCCUCGGUCGGUCAUAAGUAAUAAAAAUUACGUCGUCGCGUCCAACCCGAGACGGAAAACGCGCGCGCGCGGGAAAAGGUUCUGGUUCGGUUUUGGUUUGGUUUGGUUCUCUUCUCCCCUUUGCUAUGGGCGUUUCCGGGGCGGGAAUGCCGCGCUUCGGCUCUUCCUCCUUCUGGGCUGCUGCUGUUCGUCGGGGCCGAGGAACGACCUACCUACCUACCUACCUGAUAACCACUGUUGAUAUUUCCCGUGAGGAAGGGAGGAUUGGAGGAUGAGUGGAGGGAUUUGGGAGAUGCCGGACCAAGGAUGAGU